UAGCUAACCAACUGUUAUCACCCAUAUUUAUUCUCUGUGCGUAUUUGCUCUUUUUAUCGCGGGCGUUUCUCAUUAACGACUAAAACGGGUGUCAAAGUCCAUGUUUACGGAGCUAAGACUUUAUAAAACUCAGGCGCGCUAGGCGGUUAUAGCCUUCAAAAUAAAAGCCUUUUCAAGCACACUGGCAUUGUACCGUUUUGCGUAGUCACUACACUUCCGGUUUGCACUGGCUUUCUGACUGACUUGAUGAAGUCCUGCUUCAAAAGCGGGGUUUUCACGCACGUGUAUGCGCAUGCACGCUCUUAUUCACGCUCUCUUUCAAACACACGCUCCCCCACCCCACACACACACAUACACUCCUUUCUCUUUUCAAAUGCCUCUUGUGAAGCAGAUUGACAGGCUAGAAUGAAAAUGAGGCGGACGCUCGGUCACGACUUCAGUGCGUACGCGUCCUUUUGAGAAGACCUCUAAACUUGGAUCAUAUCACCAUGGGAGCUAUUUGGGCUGCAAGGGACUUUUGUUUGUUUUUCCUCUUGUUAAAUAGUCGCCAAAGCGCAGCGCUUCCAGAGAUUCGAGACCCAUGCGCAGAGGGAAGUGAUGGCUGUCACAUUGAUGCUAUUUGUCAAACUACCCAAGGCUCGUACAAGUGCACGUGUAAAGCUGGCUUUAAAGGAGAUGGAAAACACUGCGAAGAUACUGAUGAAUGUGACUUGGAGAACAAUGGAGGCUGUGUACAUGAGUGCAACAAUAUACCAGGCAAUUAUCGCUGCACUUGUUAUGAUGGAUUCAAUCUGGCACAUGACGGACAUAACUGUAUAGAUGUGGAUGAAUGCAAGUUCAACAAUGGUGGGUGCCAACACACUUGUGUCAACACCAUGGGCAGUUAUGAGUGCCGCUGCAAAGAGGGCUUCUUCCUGAGCGACAACCAGCACACAUGCAUCCAACGCUCUGUGGAGGGCCUCAACUGUAUGAAUAAGGACCACGGCUGCGCUCACAUCUGCAAAGAGACACCCAAAGGGGGUGUGGCCUGUGAGUGUCGUCCAGGAUUCGAGCUGGCCAGGAACCAGAGAGGCUGUAUCUUAACUUGUAACCAUGGCAAUGGAGGCUGCCAGCAUACCUGUGAGGACACAGAGAACGGUCCAAUAUGCAAGUGUCAUGUCAGAUACACCCUGCAACCUGACAAGAGGUCGUGUGUAGAACGAGAUGAAGCCACCACCGAGUCCUCAAACCAUAACGCCACAUCCUUUACUGAGGUGGACAAACGGGUCAAGCGAAGACUGUUAAUGGAGACCUGUGCGGUGAACAAUGGCGGGUGUGACUGCACCUGUAAAGACACAUCCACAGGUGUGCGCUGCAGCUGCCCCAUUGGUUUCACACUGCAGCCCGAUGGAAAGACGUGCAAAGAUAUUGAUGAGUGCGAGCUUCACAAUGGUGGUUGCGAUCACUUCUGCAGGAACACCAUUGGUAGCUUUGAAUGCAACUGCAGAAAAGGCUUCAAGUUGCUGACGGAUGAACGUUCCUGUCAAGAUAUAGAUGAGUGUUUCUUUGAGAGGACAUGUGAUCACACAUGUGUGAACUCCCCUGGUGGUUUUCAGUGUCUGUGCAACAAGGGCUACACCAUGUAUGGACUGGCCCACUGUGGAGAUAUAAAUGAAUGCAGUGUGAACAAUGGCGGUUGUGAGCAUGGUUGUGAGAACACCAUGGGUGGAUUUGAAUGCUUUUGCCAUCCUGGCUAUAGGCUACAUUGGAACAAAAAGGACUGCAUUGAGGAUGAGGGUUUGCCACCUGCAAAACCCCCCUCUAAACCUACCUUGAACUGUAGCAAACAGGAGGGAGGGGACCACUGCUUCCUGACAUGCCAGUCCCAGGUUCACAUCAGCAGUGGGGCAGAGGAUUCUUACACGGUGACCUGUGGAAUGCCUCUGCCUUGCUUGGCUGACGCACAAAAGAACAACAGUGGCUUGUACUGCUUAGGCCCAGAAACAACCAGUGUUCCACGCAUUAAGACCACAGCCACUUUUAAAUCAGGCGCUGCAAGGUGCAAUUUAAAACGAAGUCAGGAGAAACUCAAGGAGAGCUUAAACUCAGCGCACUCAGAUAGCAGGUUCUUCUUCACUGAAAAUGUGCAGUUCAGCUAUGUGAGCCUGCGCUGCACCUCCUCAGGGCAGCGAUCACGCAGCCGCCAUGGCAGGAAAGCUGGUGAGGAGGAUGGCUCCUCGAUCACAGCUGAGUUUGAGCUGGAUGUAAACCUCGAGGAGGUAACAGCAGAGAGCUGUGAUAUGAACUGUGUGCGCCGACGCUCAGAGAAGAAGCUCAGGAAGACCAUCAGGACCCUUAGGAAGUCCAUCAACCGGGACCAGUUCCACUUCCACUUUGCUGGGUCUGCCUACGAGCUAUCUAAGGGUCUGGGCCAGCUAGCAGAGCUGGCGGGACACUGCGUGGCAGGACAGGUGCUGGUGGGCCGGAAGUGUGUGAGCUGCAGUGUUGGGACUUACUAUGACAGGGAUCAGGGAAGGUGUGUGUUAUGUCCGGCUGGGACGUAUCAGGAUGAGGAGGGACAAACAUCUUGUGAGGUCUGUCCUGGACCUGAAGGAAGACCAGUCUCCAAGGUGGUCGGAGCUCGAAACAUGUCCCAGUGUGGAGGUCAGUGUUCACCAGGUCAGUACUCCCAUAAUGGCUUGAUCCCCUGUCUGCCCUGCCCACUGGGAAGGUACCAGCCAGAGGUGGGCCGCACUUCCUGCUUCCCUUGUGGAGGAAACCUGGUCACCAAGCACAGUGGUGCUGUUACCUUUCAGGAGUGUGAGACCAAAGUCCAGUGCUCGCCAGGACAUUACUACAACACCAGCACACACCGCUGCAUCCGAUGUCCGAUGGGCACAUAUCAAGGAGAGUUUGGUCAGAACUACUGUGUCGCCUGCCCCGGAAAUACCACAACUGACUUUGAUGGCUCCACUAAUAUCAUGCAGUGCAAAAACCGACAAUGUGGAGGAGAGCUGGGAGAUUUUACUGGCUACAUUGAGUCUCCCAACUACCCAGGCAACUAUCCAGCCAAUAUUGAAUGUACUUGGAUCAUCAACCCACCGCCCAAACGCAGGAUCCUAAUUGUGGUCCCAGAGAUUUACCUGCCUAUUGAGGAUGAGUGUGGAGACUACUUAGUAAUGAGAAAAAGCUCUCUCUCCAACUCUGUGACAACCUACGAGACUUGUCAGACAUACGAACGCCCAAUUGCUUUCACCUCCCGCUCCAAGAGGCUUUGGAUACAGUUUGGGUCCAAUGAGGGAAACAGCGGAAAAGGCUUCCAGGUCCCAUAUGUGACAUAUGAUGAGGACUACCAAGAACUGAUAGAAGACAUAGUCAGAGAUGGAAGAUUAUACGCUUCAGAGAAUCACCAGGAAAUUCUCAAGGACAAGAAGCUCAUGAAGGCACUGUUUGACGUACUAGCUCACCCACAGAAUUUCUUCAACUAUACAGCACAAGAAUCACGAGAAAUGUUCCCUAAAUCCUUCAUCCGCUUCCUGCGCUCCAAAGUCCUGAGAUUCCUUCGACCUUAAAAAGGUCUGCCACUGAUUUUUCAUAAUAAGCUUAGAUUAGAUACUGGCCACAGUAUCUGUUUUUGUCACUGACCCCUUUAAGAUUAUUCUAUAGUUAUCAGUUUUCACCUGACGUGAUACUACAUUGGACAGCACACUUAAUAAAACUAGUCCUGAAGGCAAAGUGGGCAAGCAAGUGAACUUUUAACUGGAGCUUUAAGAGGAAGAAAAUGAUCAGUGAGGCAGUAGAGAGUGUGGACCUCCAGGGUCGUCCUCAGAAAGGAAUCAGGAUCCCUUCCCUUUGUAUGGAAAUUUGGAAAUGUGUUUAAGUAGCAGAAGAAUUAUGAGUUUAUACAGCAAUUUAUACAUGAGUUUAUACUGAUGAUUUUAAAUUCUUUAGAUUUUAAAGUCACCAUCUCAGUAUUCAAAUCCAAAGCACAAAUCGGUAUUAUAGCUAAAAAUUGUACAUGCUAACAUUAUGAGAAUUCUGCUAAUAACGAUGUGAUGAAAAACAAAUACAUUGGCAGAACAGACAUACACUGAUUGUCUGUGAUACUGUAUCUAGUUUUAACAUAGGGUACUUUCACAGUUAGAAAUGAAUUAUUGACAGCAAUACUGCUAAACCCCUGAAACAAACACAGUAUAGCACAAAUGUUUUCUUUGGGACAUUAGCACUACUGAAGAAGUAGUGGUACCACAGAAGCAAUUAUUCUGAUCAGUGUUUUGUAAAUGAUGUAAAAAGAUUUACGUGAAAUGCUAAUGUUUUGUAGCAACUACAUCCAUUUUUACAGUAUAGCAUUGCUGCAGUUGCUGGUGGCCCAUGUAUUUGACGUUCUGAUGUGUCUGAAGGAGUGCUACUGUUCCGAAAAACCUUUUCACUGUCCAGAAAAUUUCACAGUGGCUUUCAUGCAUUUGUGAUCUACUGAGACACUAGUAUGCAUUAAUAGGCUGUAUUUUGUAUUGUGGACUUGCGGCCAAAGACAGUUCAGAUACUCAGAGAAUUGGAAGUUAUAUAGGGUCAUGAAAAGAAAGUCUUGUAAUAUAGACCUGAGCGAUUCACCUUUUUUAGAUGAUACAUGUAUGUAUAUUUUUAUGGUUUUGUACAUCUAAUAUGCUGUAAAUAA
Messenger RNA from Monopterus albus (swamp eel), 4654 nucleotides. RefSeq names its product signal peptide, CUB domain, EGF-like 2 (gene scube2). Bases 489 to 3551 code for a protein of 1020 amino acids. The record is from RefSeq and is a predicted model, not a curated record. Gene Ontology annotation, molecular function: calcium ion binding. The transcript has 24 exons. Gene Ontology annotation, cellular component: cell surface. Gene Ontology annotation, biological process: signal transduction. NCBI's taxonomy places the organism in Eukaryota, Metazoa, Chordata, Actinopteri, Synbranchiformes, Synbranchidae.